AAGGAAAGGCUUACGAGCGGGUCCUCAUCAGAUCAAACAUACCCUCAGAAUGCUGUGGAGACUUACUCUCGUCGUCUCUUCUCUCAUAUUCACUCCAUAUUUUGAUGCAGUGCAAUCAAUAGAUGUCACAACAAGUCAGCCGUAUGUGAUAGUAAACAUUGGCAACAAUGCUACCCUUCACUGCAAUUACAAAACAGUCAUUGAUUCCCAGUUCACCCUUGAAUGGCGAUUUACACCAGGCCCAAAUGAAAAUGCAUUAGCUGAGAAGAUUCUUUACUAUACUGCUGGAGAAACUUAUAAACUUGGGCCUCAAGCCAAUAGAAUCAGACUGGUUGAUCAGGAGCCGACCAAGGGAGAUGCUUCUAUUAUAAUUGAAAACACCAAGUCAUCUGAUACUGGCAGGUAUUCCUGUGAUAUCAACAAUCCUCCAGACUUCACUGGAAUCAGUGAGGCAUUUGUCAAUUUAAUAGUGCAAGUACCACCAUCGAUUCCAAAGUGUAAGAUGAUCGGAAAACCAUACAUAGGAAACAAUGUUACAUUGUCCUGCAGCUCGACAGUGGGUCGCCCUGCACCCCUGUACAAAUGGUCAGAGGUCAGUUCUGCCACUGCAACAUCUUCACCAAGGAUCACAGUAAAAGCCGUAGAUUCCAAAAAGGGCACAUUGAUUCUGAAGAACCUUACAAUGGAGGAUUCAGGAGUCUACAAAUGUGUGUCAUCAAACAUCCUUGGAGAACAAUCAUGCCAGCUGGUACUGUCAGUAACAGUGAACAAUGAGGUUGGAGUGAUUGUUGGAGCCCUGUUUGGUACUCUUAUGGCUCUCAUUCUGAUUGCCAUCGUUGCAUACCACUUACUUCGUCGUGGGAAGAAGUCCAAGGAGUUACACGUUGGACACGAGUUGAGAGAGGAUGCGGUGGCUCCAGGUAAAGAAACAAACACCCAUUUACUGGCAUCGUCUGCACCAAAUGAAGGAACCAGGCCAAACAGCAUGAACUCAAAGUACAAUGUUGUUGUAUGACUUCUCUCGGAAUUCCAGCACCGUACUUCACAAAACUGAGAAAUGAAGGUGCUGAAAUUUUUAAGAAUAUCUUAUUGCCUUUUUAUAUUUGUUUUUGCACCACAAAAUGUCUUCAUAUACAUUGGUGCUCUUGUUAUAAAACUGAUUUUUGACUCCGAUUUUAACAAUUGUUCAAUUAUUUGAAUAUACAUUGCUUAAGGAAUGAAGGCCCGAAAUCACCUAUCUGUGAAGUCAUCCUUUGUUUUGCCUCCUACUGCACAAAUCUGCAUGUGUUCAGCUUUAGGAACAUCAUUCUCUUCAGGUCAUGAAGGUAAAUCUCAGCUCAUUAUUGUUAUACAGGAUGGAGCAUUUUGAAGGAGGUUAGAGUUAGCAAAUAUUUUAUUUAAUUAGUCUACUUCUGUAAUAAAAUAUAACCUACCAAAACUUCUGGAAAUGAAGUUUAUGGUGAGGUUUUGGAGAUAGCAUUCAUCUCUGAGCCCUAACUCUACCUGUGUAGGAAUAUAUUCACUAAACAAUAAUCAAUACCAUUGAAUAAUCAAUUCCAUUCACUUCAGUCAAUGGCACUGAGUGUGAAAGGGAAGACAUGGGUGGACAACACUCCAGCUCAUAGCUCCUGUUCUAUAGGACAAACUGAUAGCAACAUCUGCAUUUCUUUGCCUUCUUCCUGCAUUUCAUCUCUCUUGGCCUUCUGUUGGCUAAACAUUCCUUGAGAAGAGGGAAAAUGUCCCGACAAAUGCAAAAAAGGGAAAAAGAACAGCAUCCUUCAAGGGUUGUGGGAAAGGAAAGAUAAGUACAGUACUUCAUCCUGUCAUGCUUACCUGUACAAAACAACAACUAAUCCCUAUCAUGCUUCAGAUCUUUCGUCUCUGUAACACCAUUAGAUCCUCCAGCCAUGCUCAUCACUUUACUGCCCCUGGUGCUUCCCUCAGGAACUCCAUCAGCCUGCUCUGUGAUCUUCAUCUCUCUGCUCUCCUUAGUCCAAGCAAGUGGAUUAGAAAUAUCAGGGCAAAACUUCCUGACUUAUUGCACAGCCAUUUUAAUGAGAAAGCUUUGUCAUCCAUAGGGCCCUUCUGCUUUGUCCACAAAUGGUUCAGUAUUUUCCGUGUGUGCCUGCAUUAGUUUAGGAGGUAUGAUUCAUGAAAUGAUUUAUGAAGCCUGCGGUUUCAAUUAAUAAAUCUUCCUUGUUCAUAAACACACACUCUUCACAGUACUGACUAGAGAUCAUUGAAAUAGCAUUAACCAAUGUGCUCUUGGAACUUUGUAUGUUUUAAUAUCUC
This is a messenger RNA of Mobula hypostoma (lesser devil ray), 2292 nucleotides long. RefSeq names its product V-set and immunoglobulin domain-containing protein 2-like. NCBI's taxonomy places the organism in Eukaryota, Metazoa, Chordata, Chondrichthyes, Myliobatiformes, Myliobatidae. The record is from RefSeq and is a predicted model, not a curated record. The transcript has 7 exons. Bases 50 to 1015 code for a protein of 321 amino acids.